AUGUUCAAGAAGCCAUCUCUCCUCUGUUCCUGUUGUGGCGGCUUCCAGCUGCUGAACCCCCAAUCCUCCGUUUCGCCGCACUCCACAGCCUCCUCCCGACGACGCAUCAGGCUCUUUGAGUCCCCUAGGCGCUUCGCUCAUGUUCAGAACACGAAUUCUAUAGGACCCGGAGACGAUUUUUCCUGGCCAACGUCUCCCAACUUCUCUCCCUAUGAGGUAUUUAAACAAGACCAGUCCGCUCCCUACUCCAAACAGCGUUUCUACGAACUCGUCAAGCUUUAUCACCCCGAUCGACCAUGCAAUGGACAUCCUUUGUGCAAAGAUCUACCCGAGUCACUGCGGAUGCACAGGUAUCGAAUCAUAGUGGCAGCCCACGAACUCCUUUCCGACCCAGUCAAGCGCGCGGCGUAUGACAAGUACAAAGACGGCUGGCACCAUCGACAUGAACUCUUCGGCAUCCAUGCCAAACAGGAUUUCCGUCAAUCAGCCGUUCGAGAAGCCUAUCCUGGAGCCAGGAAACCCGGGGACGAGAUUUUCAGAAAUGCAACCUGGGAAGACUGGCAGCAGUAUUAUGACAAGCGCGAUGGGCGGCCAAAGCAAGCUCAGACUGUUUCCCAUAGUACGUUUGCCUCGUUUCUGCUUCUCUUAGCGCUCUUCGGUGGUGUCGGCCAGGCAAUCACGGUCGGAAAAUACUCGUCGUUUGUACAGGAUCGAGUGAAGGAUGUGGAUAGUAAAUGUGGCAAGUUUCUUGAUAGCCGCAGGCAGAAUAAUAAGGAACAGAUGAAUUCUCGGGAUGCAAGGAUUCAGAAAUUUCUGAUGGACCGCGAUCCGUCGGGGUAUGGAUUAAAGGAAGACGAGGAGGAGACCUACCGACGGCUUCUUGGUGCCCAUCGCACCACUGAUGUCAUGAACAAUAUCGACUCUAUGAGAGAAAAGCGUGGAUAA
Uncinocarpus reesii 1704 is the source of this 945-nucleotide messenger RNA. RefSeq lists its product as uncharacterized. NCBI's taxonomy places the organism in Eukaryota, Fungi, Ascomycota, Eurotiomycetes, Onygenales, Onygenaceae. The transcript has a single exon. The record is from RefSeq and is a predicted model, not a curated record. Bases 1 to 945 code for a protein of 314 amino acids.